AUGGAUGAUCUGCCCGUCUACGAGAGGACUCUGAAAGAGUCUCAACUGCUCGAGCAGCUUCCCAGCGAGAUCGCAAACCUCGUUCGGUCUGCUUCGGGCACUCAGCAACUACAUGCGCUGGCGCUUGGCGCAUUAAAUCCGCAAUUAACGGAAAACGUCUUCAGACUUUACGAACCGAUCGUGGUGGAUCUGGCAGCUCGGUGGCUUCGAACCGAUAUCAGUGCUGACUAUAUUCAUGUACUGGCUGCCUUCGCACGGAUCCUACCUUACGCGCCGUAUCUACGACCUUUCGCAAGCCAAUAUGCUCUGUCACAAACAGGGCCACAGUCAGCCUUGACUGGCUCAAAAGAGCUCACCCUACGAGAAUUGGACAUACCCAGCACGCGAAACUUGCUCUUGGCUCUCUUUCGACUCCUUUCGUUCGACUUGGAGACUUUCUCCAAGGCCGUGUCCCCGAUUCAGCUCCAAUCGCUAUUCCCCCAUGAAGACCGAAUCGUCCGAUAUCUCGCCGUCCGAUGUUUCGCCCUUUAUAUGCAUGCAGCAGAUGCAGCUACCGAGAACAUGCUGCGUGUAAAUACUGGCAUCGAUCCCAUUGAAGGAGAUUGGGAAGGGAUCACAAUUGACUAUCGCCUUUUGGGCCUGUGGGAGGAGCGACGGUGGUCAUCACUUGCGAGUUCUAUCCAACACCGCAGGGACUCAAGGCUUGAUGAUGAAGUCAUCUCUCUUAUUGGGAGCACCCGUGACGCUUUUACCAACCGAUCCGCCGACAUUUGCGGUGUUCUCAUACCUCGUUUGAAGGACGCACACCCCUCCCCCUCGUCUGUUGUCAAGACCCCAACUGCAACCGGGAAUAUGCGUCUAAUUGCGACAUCGCUUCUUGGAACUAAGCCGAUUCUUUUGAUUGGUCUGCCGAACUCAGGAAAGUCGACGCUUAUCAAUGAUAUCGCUGCCACAAUGGGCCAGGCUGAGUCAAUGGUCACCUUGCAUCUUAACGAGCAGACAGAUGCAAAGAGUCUACUUGGAAUGUACUCUACGUCAUCUGCCACGGGAUCAUUUUCAUGGCAGCCAGGUGUGUUGACCAAGGCUGCGAGGGAAGGCCGUUGGCUUCUGAUCGAAGACUUGGACCGUGCUCCGUCUGAAGUGCUUGGCCUUAUUCUUCCAAUCAUUGAAAGAGGCGAGUUGACUAUCGCUAGUCGAAGGGAGCGUAUCAAAUGCGCUGAAGGAUUCAAAAUCAUCGCCACUAUGAAAUCUUCAUACAACAUCGCCGGUGAAGAACUCGCUCCAACCACCUCUAUGCUGGGAAGCCGGCUGUGGGAGAAAGUCCCGGUUGCCUCUCUUCCCGUGGAUGAGAUGCGGGAUGUGGUGUUGCAAAAGUUUCCUCUUCUUGAGUCCCGAGUCCCAAUUAUCAUGGAUGUCUAUGGCAGGGUCUGCGCUGCUUUCCACGGGAGUUUGGCGAUAAAGGGCUCCCAAGGACGCACACCUGGUUUCCGUGACUUGAUUAAGUUGUGCAGCCGCUUGCAUCGUCGUUUACAACGCAUUGGCGCGAAGACAGGCUUUGAAGCGACACCAGAAGGCUUCAAUGACGAGAUACUUCUGGAUAUUGUGGAUAUCUUCCUCAAGUACAUCCCAGAACGGUCAAUGCAAAUGACUCUCGCGUCGGUUGUUUCCGAAGCCCUGCAAAUCUCCCCUCAGCGAUCACAGUUUUGUCUUGAAGAACGGACUCCGACUUUCACUGAUAAGAAUAACUCGCUGGUACUCGGUCGUGAGAUUUGCCAGAAGAUCAAGGUGCCAAGUGGUGCUGCACAAAAGCUUGCUGCCGCUGCCUCGCGUUUUGCUCCAACCAGAUCUGCUUUGUCGAUCAUGGAGCAGGUCGCUGCCUCGGUGCAAAUGUCAGAGCCAGUCCUUCUUGUUGGUGAGACUGGUAUUGGAAAGACCACAGUCAUUCAACACCUCGCUACAUUGAUGCGACAGAAGCUCACUGUCGUCAAUCUGUCACAACAAAGCGAAAGCACGGAUCUGCUAGGAGGUUUCAAGCCCGUCAGCAUUCGUACAAUGGCGGUACCCAUGUUGGAUGAAUUCACCCAAUUAUUCGAGUUGACUUUUUCUGCGAAGAAGAAUCAGAAAUUCCUCUCGUCGGUAUCCAAAAGUGUUGCUUCAGGAAACUGGACCCGCUUGGUGAACCUUUGGCACGAGGCCGUUCGUCUGGCCAAUGGCGUUUUCAAUCCUGCGCCGUCGAAAGAGGCUGAGAAUGGCGAUGAACAGCCAGCCAAAAAGAGGAAGCUCGACUCCCCGAAAUACCAGCAUUUGCGACAGCAAUGGGGAAACUUUAUGACUCAACUUUCAGACUUUGAGGCCCAGGUUUCUCAAGGCGACGCGAAAUUUGCGUUUGCUUUCGUCCAGGGUAAAAUCGUGCGAGCCUUGAGGAACGGUGAAUGGGUUCUUCUGGAUGAGGUCAACCUUGCGUCUCCCGACACGCUUGAGAAUAUUGCCAGCCUGUUGCAUCAUGGCAGCGAAGGGUCUCCCUCCGUUCUGCUUUCCGAAGCUGGUGAUGUUGAGCGAGUGUUUGGUCAUCCCAACUUCCGCAUUUUCGGAGCAAUGAAUCCUGCAACAGAUGCCGGCAAAAGGGACUUGCCUCCUGGAUUGCGAUCUCGUUUCACGGAAUUCUAUGUGCAUUCGCCCGAUAGUGAUUUGAAUGAUUUGCUCGCAUUGAUUCAUAAGUAUCUCGGGGACCUGACUCUGGGUGACGAUCGAGUUGUGCCAGAUCUUGCCCGACUAUACAUGGAGACGAAGAAGCUCAGCAAUGAAAACAGACUCACGGACGGAGCCGGCCAGCGACCCCAUUUCAGUAUCCGAACAUUGGUUCGAGCUCUCAUUUAUGUCAUCGAUCAUGCGCAUGUUUAUGGCCUUCGCCGAGCGAUCUUCGAAGGUUUCAGCAUGAGUUUCCUUACUGUACUAAGCUUGGAGUCUGAACAGACUGUAGCUCCCCUUCUUGAAAAACAUAUCUUUGAGAAUGCAAAGAAUGCGAAGUCUUUGCUCGGACGAACGCCUCGUGCCCCAGACGACGGCCAUGCCUACGUCCAAUUCAAACAUUACUGGAUGCGACAGGGUCCUUUGGCACCAGAGGAACAAACCCAUUAUAUCAUCACACCAUUUAUCGAGAAGAACCUCAAGAACCUGGUCAGAGCCAGUUCGACUCGACGAUUUCCCGUUCUUCUGCAAGGUCCAACGUCCGCCGGAAAGACAAGCAUGAUUGAAUACCUGGCAAAGGUCUCCGGAAACAAGUUUGUUCGUAUCAACAACCAUGAACACACAGACCUUCAGGAAUAUCUUGGAUCAUACAUUUCUUCUGAUGAUGGGAGCCUGCGAUAUCAAGAAGGUGUACUGGUCGAAGCCCUCCGGAAUGGAUACUGGAUUGUUCUUGACGAGCUCAAUCUAGCGCCAUCCGAUGUACUGGAAGCUCUGAAUCGACUCUUAGACGACAACCGUGAGCUUUUCAUUCCCGAAACUCAGGAGGUGGUCCAUCCUCAUCCAAACUUCAUGCUUUUCGCCACUCAGAACCCCGCUGGUCUUUAUGGUGGCCGCAAAGUGCUCUCUCGCGCUUUCAGAAACCGUUUCCUUGAACUUCAUUUCGAUGACAUCCCAGAAAGCGAGUUGGAGUAUAUUCUGAAAGAGCGGUCUCAAAUUGCUCCAUCUUUCUGCUCCCGCAUCGUUUCUGUUUAUCGGAAACUAUCUCUCCUCCGCCAAUCGAAUCGUCUUUUCGAGCAGAAAAACAGCUUUGCCACUCUCCGUGACUUGUUCCGAUGGGCGCUGCGUGAUGCUGAUGAUCGCGAACAAUUGGCAGUAAAUGGCUUCAUGCUUCUCGCUGAACGUGUGCGCAAUCCUCACGAGAAAGCCGCUGUCAAGAAAGUGAUCGAGGAAGUCAUGAAAGUCCGCUUGGACGAAGCUGUCUUGUACGGUGACAAAGAACUUGAGAAGAGCCUGCCCCAAGCGACUGACCUUCCCUCUGGAAUCGUCUGGACUCAAGCCAUGCGGCGUCUCUUCGUCCUGGUUUCGAAGGCAAUCAAGAACAACGAGCCAGUUCUUCUAGUCGGAGAGACCGGGUGCGGCAAAACCCAAUUGUGUCAGGCUGUCGCCGAGGUCUUCAAACGCGAACUAUUCAUUGUCAAUGCACAUGUCAACCUCGAGACCGGUGAUCUUAUUGGUGCUCAAAGACCAAUCCGGAACCGUGCCGCGAUUGAAAAACAACUCUCAGACGAUCUGCAAGUGCUUCUUCACGGACAAACUUCCGCAUCAUUCCCCCUUGACCAGCUGAAGGAAGAAUUCUCUGCCCUGGAUAUGCAGCAGCGGGAAGACAAAGACCAAGGUCUUUUGCGGAAAGUUGAGAGAAACAUCGUUAGGUGCAAUGCUUUAUUCGAGUGGUCCGAUGGAAGUUUGAUCACUGCCAUGAAGACAGGCCAGUUUUUCUUGCUGGAUGAAAUUUCUUUGGCCGACGACUCCGUACUUGAAAGAUUGAACAGUGUGCUUGAGCCACACAGAUCUAUUCUUUUGGCUGAAAAGGGCCCGAUUGAUUCAAUGGUCGUGGCCGACGGAGGUUUCCAGUUUCUUUCAACCAUGAAUCCUGGUGGAGAUUACGGAAAAAGGGAGCUUUCGGCCGCCCUUCGCAAUCGUAUGACUGAAAUAUGGGCGCCUCAGCUAUCCGAGGACGAGGAUAUCUUGCCAAUUCUUCAGAUGAGGCUCACUCUCAAGCAGGAAGAAGUCGCCAGGGCCAUGCUGCAGUUUGCAAAAUGGUUCAAGGCAACUUUCCAAAACACAUCGACCACCUCUCUUUCACUUCGCGACCUUCUUGCCUGGGUUGACUUUGUCAAUACCUGUCAAAGUGCAGAUCCGUUGUUUGCCAUUAUCCAAGGUGCUGCCAUGGUGUUCGUUGAUACACUUGGCGCCAACCCAGCUGCCAUGCUUGCCAUAUCAUUGAACAAUCUGGAAGGAAACCGCCAGAAAUGCCUUGAUAAGCUGAGCGAGCUAUUCAACACCGACGCCUCCAAGAUCUAUUGGGAAUCCUCGACCGUCACUCUUGAGCCUGAGUAUCUGAGAGUAGGACCAUUCUCACUACCAAGAGUUGGCGACGUCGAUGCAGACCCGCAAUUCACCAUGGAUGCUCCCACGACGAUAGCUAAUUGCGUUAGGAUCGCACGUGGUCUGCAGUCUUCCAAGCCGAUUCUCAUGGAAGGUAGCCCUGGUGUUGGCAAAACCACUCUUGUGACCGCGCUUGCGAAGGCGCUUGGAAAGCCUCUCACGCGAAUCAAUUUGUCAGAGCAGACAGAUCUUACAGAUCUAUUUGGAUCUGAUGUUCCGGUGGAGGGAGGAGAUGUGGGUCAGUUUCAGUGGCGAGACGCCCCAUUUCUUCGAGCAAUGCAACGCGGCGACUGGGUGCUGUUGGACGAGAUGAACCUGGCCUCUCAGUCCGUUUUGGAGGGUCUGAAUUCCUGCCUCGAUCACCGUCAGCAAGUUUAUAUUGCGGAGCUUGACCAAACAUUCAAGCGACACCCUGAUUUUGUUCUUUUUGCAGCACAGAACCCGCACCACCAGGGUGGUGGCAGAAAGGGACUUCCUGCAUCAUUUGUCAACCGUUUCACUGUCGUCUACGCAGACAGCUUCACAGAUGCCGAUUUGAAGAAAAUCUGCGCCAAGCUUUUCCCUGGCAGCCCUAUCUCCCAGACCGAACUAUUGGUUGACUUCAUUUCCGCUCUUAACAGAGCCAUUGGCAUAGAGCGGAGGGUAGGAGCUGUUGGUGGUCCGUGGGAGCUCAAUCUGCGAGACAUUCAGAGAUGGCUGCAGCUGGCAGAUCGCGGAAAUCUCCAGAUUCCUACCAAACAUUUCCUCGAUGUUGUCAUCAAUCACCGAUUCAGGAGCGAAGAAGAUCGGAUUCUGAUUUCGCAGCUCUAUGACCGCAUUUUCCCCAACCCUGACGCUGUUCCGAAAAGCUAUUAUCACAACCUGACUCCAGACUACCUGCAAGUCGGAUUGGGAAUCUUAUCUCGCGACCCAAUUCUUCAACGUUCAGCCGAGCCCCAGAUGAAGAUUCUGCCGAAGGAUCUCCAUAUUCUUGAGUCUCUUGUUCUCUGCAUUGAUAACUCCUGGCCCAGCAUUUUGGUUGGUCCCACUGGAUGUGGAAAAACAACUCUCAUCAAGAAGCUGGCAGCUGUGAAAGGUGCAAAUCUAGAGGAGCUUGCCCUGAGUGCCGAUACCGAUACUAUGGAUCUCAUUGGCGGGUUCGAGCAAAUUGACCACAGAAGGGAAGUUUCUUCCUUUGUGCAUGACAUUGAACUUUUCUUACGACAACAAGUCAUCCACUCUUUUGCUUCGGGGGAUGUUACCGACGAUGUGGCCUCGGCUCUUCAAAUUUGUCAACAUUUCCAGACCUCAGAGACAUCGUUGGAGACUGUAAUCUCUUCGUUGUCAGCUCUUUGCCAGUCAUAUUCUGACCCAACCCUUCAACGGUUUCUCGAACGAGCCCAAGGCUUAUGGGAUACGAUCCGCCACUCAGAUACGAUGAAGGUUGGAUUCGAAUGGACAGAGGGUGUUCUGACUCGAGCAGUCCAGAAUGGCUAUUGGGUUGUUCUUGACAACGCCAAUCUGUGUAACCCAUCUGUUUUGGACAGACUCAACUCCUUGACGGAGCCCAAUGGUACUCUCAUUCUCAAUGAACAACGUACUGAGGACGGAUCAGCUCGAAUCAUCACGCCCCACCCGGACUUCCGACUCUUCUUGACCAUGGACUCACGGAACGGAGAGUUGUCUCGUGCUAUGCGAAACAGAUGUGUUGAAAUCUGCUUCAUGUCAAAUGAGCUCCAGGAUAUUCCUGUCCCAACCGGCCCAUCAUACACCUGCGAGUCCUCGCUCUAUCGCCUCCGCCAUAUUUGGAAUCUGGAUGCGACUACGCGGUUUGCAAACCCCCAGGGUUCAUUCGAGAUCUGUUUGGAUCAUCUUUCGCCUACAGAUCUUUCCUAUCUCCAGAAGACACCACGCACAUAUCCCCCUUUCCAUGCCAAGGCUGACGAGGACUCACCCUUCUUGUCUGCAUUGCAGCGUCAUGCUUCUGCUCUUCAUGAAAAUUCACAGUGGAAGCCACUCAACGUUGUUGCUGGGGAGAUCACAAUGGGCGGAGCACGUUUGAGCCUCCAAGGGACGUGGCAGCCUAUCCAUCCUUUGACCAACGAGCCGCUAGUGUCAAUAACAGGGAUGCGUGAUUACCGAUCCAGCCUGACUGCUCUGUCCUAUCUCGAAGAGUUCAGACUUGAGACCCAUCGACUCCGGCAGAGCUUAAUUCGAGCCAAUGAGUCCAGUCAGCAGCUCAAGCAAAGUCAAAUGACCCGACUGGAACGAUCUUUGGCAUCGACUCGGAUCCAAUCUCUGAUGAAAGAUUCAACGCAGCCAGUUGGAAUAUUCCUUUCUGAGUGUGGCCAAGCUUUGCUUGAUUUCAUUCAAGGCUUGGGAGAGGGCAGUCUCCAGUCCCCUGAGAUUGUAGCUGCGCUUCGGACAAUUACUAGUCUUUGUUGGGAUAUUUAUAAAAUCACAAACGUGGCUCAAGUUGAUGAGGGAGAGUUCCAGGUUUAUCUGGAGAUCGGCAGACAAGUGUGUACGACUUUGCUCAACUCAUCUUCUAUUCUGGGACCGCUGGAGAAAGCUCUAUCACGCGCACUCGGUCGUUUCCGAGCUGGCUGGGAGCUCACCACAGGACUGAGCAUGCAGAGGAUUUGGGACUCAUGGCGACAUGUCACUCCUGCUUCACAUGAACAGCUCACGUCAUUGAUCGAAUUGGAAAAAACCGUGUCAGACUUUACUUCGCUUGCUCUGCAAACCCGCGUGGAACUGUCGCAACUGAGCCAGAUUUGGGACUCGCUGUCAUCUGCUCAGCGAUUCAUUCUUGUGAAUGGCGCGGACGGUGAUACCCUUGUACAGGGUAUCAAAGAAACUGUUACAGAGCUUGGUCAAGCUGUCCGACGUUCCGAUUCAGCGGAGUAUCCGUACUUUGCAGAGGAUUUCGAGACACUUUGCCAAUACCAUGAUCUCGCCCAUGAUUCGGUUCAAUCUAAAUUACAAACGGUCGUUCCCUUGCUGGCUGGUCGCCCGGCUCGUUCUUUCGAUUCAUCCGCCACCCAUAGCCGUGUGCCCGAACUCCUUCACCGAAUCACCCUGUUUUCUGGUGCAGGCAGUAGGCCCCCAUCUGCCAUUGGCGACGUUCUGUCCUUGUCAUUGUUGGCUCGACUUGCAUCGGUCGGUGCUACAACUCUUGGUCAAAUGGACCUGCUGCAAGCCGAAAAGCAGGCUCUCUCAAAAGCACUUUCUCUGAGCAGUGAAAACAUUGCAGUUGAUCAGCCCAGUAACCUCAGACGUGCUAUUGCGGCCUUGACAGGAGAAAUGAUCUCAUGCCAUCGGGAACUGUUUGAUUCUCAGUGUGCGGAUCAAAUGAUCGCUCUACUCCAGGCUGUCGAAUGUGGAAACAAGGCAGAUGAGUCUGUGAUCCCAAUCCAUCUGGACACACAUGUUGGACAUGAGCACGUCUUAAGAAGCUUUACCCCGGGUGACCUUCAGAAUCUCAUCAAGUCUCUCUCCUCUACUCCGCCCAAUCGCAUGGAAAGCGUCCAUUGCACUGGUUUUGCCGCAGUCCAGCUAGCCGUUAUUCUUUUACGUCUCUUCGUUCCGGAUAAGGCUUUCGAUCCUUCACUUGGUCUCGUCGUGCAACGAAAGCGUCAUUACGAACGCGUGGGCGAAAUCAGUGCCAAGCUAGAUGCUAUUCUCUCCUUCGAGAGCAAAUUUUCUGGCCACUCGUCUAACUUGCGUUCCAUUCUCCUGGAAGAAGAGAUCAAACAACUGGGAUCUGCUCCGCCUCCUUCAUCUGUUACUCGGCCACAACAGUCAGAGUUGAGUCUUCUACAAGGAGAAUUUGGUAACUUGAUCAAUUCUGUUCUGAGAAGGAAUCCCGAGGAGAUGGUUGCGACAGUCGAAAGCGCCUCAGCGUCUAAGGAGACAAUUCAGCUUCUGCGCGAGAACAUUCAGCAGCUCAGCAGCCGACUCCGCACGCAUUACAGAUCCUAUGACGAUAUCACAGUGCCCGUUGCUCGUUUCCUCCAACUCCUCGACGUUGGUCUUUUCCUGAGCUCCAGCGAAACCGAGCACACUAGCGAAAUCGAUGACAUUCAAUCCUUGAGUGAACGGACACCAUUCUUGGGUGGAUCAGCACACCCGGUUCUCUCUUCGGGCAAGGCCAGCCAGCAAUCGAGUCUCAACAAUGCGAUUGAAAUGCGUCUUCACGAACUUUCUGGAGUCUGGGCUGCCAAGGACGCAGAUUCUGGGCUUCUUGGUCUCAAAUCUAGCCAUGACGCAAUUCGUCGUAUUUUUGCUGAUUUCCAUCAUCUUUGGAAGACAAAGCUUAAAGAGGACCAAGAGAAAGAAGCAGAAAAGUCCAAUCUGUACCGCUACCGAGGUUCGUGGGAGGACGAGGAAGAGGUCAACGAGGCCGAACUUCACGAGCUGUUCCCCACCUAUGAUGAAGGUGCUCCUCUAGAUCCGCAAGAGGUUGGUCGGAUUGACCCCAAGCAAAUUGCUGUGCGCCUUGCCUCACUUCAUGCCAAGAUUGUGAGCAGCCAGCGUACUGGGGAGGCAUUGCCCUCGUUCGUCAAGCAAUCUGCACGUUUGUUGGGUUCGAUUUGGUCCACAAACAAGAGUUCAUUCUCUCCUGUGACAUCUGGUGAUUUCUUGUCUGCAGUUUUUAUGCUUCUCGACGAGGUCAUGAACGAAGACAACCAAGACCGACAGAAGAAUUACAACUUCUACACCGACUCCAAUUUGGCAGAAGCUAGGAAGCUUGUCAACCUCACUUUGGCUAUUCAAGCUCGCUUUGUGCAGAUUCAGUCUGCAUGGCCCGAGCAUGCCGUACUCGCCGAUGUGAUUAACUGCUGCUCUGAAAUUCUUCAAUUCAAGUACACCGAGCCUGUUGCCAAGUUCCUGACUAAGGUCGAAAAGCUUCAUUCCUACGUUCACGAAUGGCAGCUAGUUGCUAGCAGGGAAUAUUCGGCAGCGCCGCAGUAUGACGAGAUCACCAGCAUGACUGUCGGCUGGCGUCGUCUUGAGCUUACCACCUGGGCGAAACUCUUGGAUCUCGAGAAAGAUCGAUGCGAAAACGAUGUCAGCUCCUGGUGGUUCGUCGCCUAUGAAGCUCUCUUUGCGGUGCCCCUGCAGAUGGCCGAAUCUGGUGAGCACGACAUGAGUGAGCACAUUCACGGUGUCAUUUCGACGCUGGAACAAUUCUUCAACUCCACCACCUUGGGCCAAUACGGUCGUCGUCUCCAGCUUGUCUCUGACUUCAAAUCGCUGCUCGAGGUCUUUUCCCAUGAUUACAACUGUCUGACACCACUUGUGUCCGCGCUGAACAACUUCAUUGCCCAUUACCGACCUUUCCAGCCGUCCGUCGACAAGAUCCUGCAUGAAAAGCGAUCAGCGUUGGAGAAAGACCUCAAGGAACAGAUUCAACUAGCCAGUUGGAAGGAUACCAAUAUUGUGGCACUCAAGGAGAGUGCUAGAAGGUCGCACGUCAAGCUGUUCAAGCUGGUCCGCAAGUAUCGUGAGGCUCUCGCUCAGUCUGCUCAGCCAGUUCUCGAACAAGGUCUUCCGGAUGACAUGGCAGACUCCAAUGGGCUUCAUGAGAAGACAUUGCCAACUAUUGUGUUCCCCGAGGCACUGUCAAUUUGUGAGAAGGAGAAUGAGUUGUGGUCGUCCCGAGCUCUUCGAUUCCGCAAUCCUGAAGGCACAGCCCGCAACAUGAUGAAUCUGUAUUCGUCUAUUCCGCGCGAGUUCGAUAUUGCUAAGGAUCUCGAUGAAUUCACCGUAUCCAUUAUCGAGGGUAUCAAGGAGUUCAAAUCUCAAACACCGAAGACUCUGACCGAAGAGAACAAGGACGAUGUUCAACAUCUCAAGGUUCAAAAGCGUCGUCUUUACGCCGAUACAUUGAAACAACUUUUCGAAAUGGGUGUGAAGCGUAACGCCGGUACAAGUGUGAUCGAGACUCAGGCAUCGCUUGCUCAGAUUCUUUCAACUUGCGCUUCAUUUGAGCCCGGCACCGCCGUAUUAAACUCUACCCAUAGUGCCGACUCAUAUUUCCAUCGACUCUUGGACCUGUUGCCUCGUGCUCGCCUUGCGUCACGGAACUACUCUGAAGAACUCAGCAACGUCGAGGUGUCCCGGAGUUUGGGCUCGAUUGAACAUUUGUUGUUCAUGAUUCGACGACAGAGAGGCGUCAUUGCUCCAACUCUGUCUGGUCUUGAUUCUUUCAGGGCCGUUCUGGAUAAAAUGCGGAGCCUUUGGUCUACUGGGUCAGCCUCGCUGGUCAAGUGCAAUCCCACCGCUAGCGAAGAGCACACCAGUCUGGCCCGAGCCGUGGCAUGGUUGGCACCAAUUCUGGGCCUUGCAUUGACAAUCAUUGAAGUGCAUUCUAAGUUCUCUGGCAUUCAGGCGUCCACGAUCUUGGAAGAGCUUGGAUCGAGAAAGGCUUCAUUUGAAGAGUUGCUCAAAUCCCUCGGAUCGCUACCCAAGCUCCCAUCUGGCGUUUCCUCUGUCGCCCAGCAAGAGUUCACUCAGAAGACUCGCUCUUCUUUGGAUAAGCUCUCUCUCGAUCUCAACAGAUGGUCCCAAGAUCGCCCCGAUCUCGCCUUUGCCCUAAACCAGAUCUCCCCUUGGGUCCAGUCAAGCAACAUUGCCCCUGCACAGCCAAACCAAAAGGGCAACGUUUCCACCCAAGCCUUUGACAACAGGCUUCUAGCUGCGAUCGACAAGAUGCUCGUUGGCCUCCAGCACCUCAAGGAAGUGCCUACUACGAUUAACUUUGCUGGCUUUCUAUCAAGAAGUGACGAGUUCUUCUCUCGAUCCUCUAAGGCCGUCCGCAUCAAUGAGAUUACGUCCUCACUUGCAAUGGUACUCGACCAGUUGCAAUAUCUGCAAGACAACUCCGCCAGUGGCCUGCCCAUUGCCGCUGCAUUGGUUGCUAGUAUCCUGCCUAUUGCCAACCAGUACUUCUACAUCUGCCAGGACCUAUGUGACCGAUUUAUUUCCGCCCACCGCGAGAUUUGCAAGACUUCUUACAUCCUGACCAAGACUUUCACCCAAGUCGCAUCCGAAGGCUUCUGCAGUCCCGCAGAAGCGUCCCAGGAAGAAGGCAAGGAGGGCAAGCUGGAAAGUGGAACUGGUCUUGGUGACGGUGAGGGUGCAGAAGACAUCAGCAAAGAUGUUGGCGAUGACGAAGAUCUCUCCGAGCUCGCCCAGCAGGGCAAGAAGGAGGAUGUCGAUGACGAAGAAAUGGAUGAUUCUGCCGACGCUGUCAACAUGGACCAAGAAGAAAUGGAGGGCGAGACUGGUGAUCAUAAAGAGGAAGAGGGUGAUGAAGAUGAGCAGGACGACAAAGAUGAGGCGGGUGAGGACGACAUUGAUGAAGAAGUCGGUAGUGUUGAUGAUCUUGAUUCCGGUGCUGUUGACGAGAAGCUGUGGGAUGGAGAAAACGAUGAACAGCAAAAGGAGACAGAAAAUGAGGAAGGAAAGGGCCAGUCUGAGGCUGAUCAGCAAACUGCUGCUCAAGACCAAAAGAAGGCCGAUGAAGGUCCUAAGGGAGAUGAGGAAGAAGGUGAAGAGGAGGACGAAGAGGAUGAAGAGGAUGAAGAGGCUCCUGAUGAAGAAGGUGAGGCAGUUGGCCGUGAGGAGAUGGAUGUCACCGAUCCUCAGACCAAGGAGGAAGAGACUCUUGAUCUCCCGGAGGAGAUGCAGCUAGAUGGCGAUGACAAUGACGGUGGCGGUGAAGAGGAAGACGAUGGCAUUGAUGACAUGUCAGACAUGGGACCGCUUCCCGAGGAGGAGCAGAAGACCGAUGAAAGAGACGAUCAACCUGGAGAAGAAGAUGCAGACAUGCCUGCGGAUGAGCAAGCUCCUGGCGAAGAUGAGGAUAUGGAAGGCGAGGGUGAAGAAGAGACCAACGAAGGAGAAGGCAACGAAGAAGAGAAUGAAGCUGGUGGAGAGGAGCCCGAAGAGCCAGACCAGGACGACUUCCUUGCCCAGCAUGACGACAACGAAGCCGCUGGUGAUGAUGUUGCAGAAAGUGAAGCUGUCACUGGUGGCCUGGGCAAUGAUCAGGAUCAAAACGACAAUGGUACUUCCGGCGACGCACAGCAGGAGAGCGGUUCAAACGACCCCAACGCAAAUGCUGAACAGAAGACUGGUGCUGCCAAGGACAGCGACGAAAGCAAGCGAAGCCGUGAUGCUGGUGGAGCCGAAGAUUCUGCGCCGAAUGAACCUCAGAUCCAGGCCUUCAAGAAGCUGGGGGAUAUCCUGGAGGAAUGGCAUCGUCGUCAAAAAGAGGUGCUGAAUCCAUCGCAAGAAGAGGAAGACUCGCAAGCUUUGCCGCAAGACACCGACAUGGCAGAUGCCGAUUUCGAGCAUCUCAAGGAUGAUGAUGACCAGGCCGAUACUCAAGCCUUGGGACAAGCCAGCGAGGAACAGGCCAAGGCUCUUGACCAAAACAAGGGUGUCGAGUCUGAGAACAAGCCUGGAGACAACGAAGCGUUGCCAGAUGUUUCCGAAGAGUACCAAGAUGCUCUCGACAACCAACUCCAAGACGAGAUGCAGAUCGACCGCGAGCUCGUUCCCAACGACGGUCAAUCCGCUGGAGCUUUCAUCCCGGGUGACCAUACUUCACGCGAUCCAGCCGAGGGUGCUCCGGGGGCACAAGAACUGACUGAGGAACUUGACGAAGUCGACACUCAGCUCGCGGCGAUCCAUCUAUCUUCUUCGCUCCCGCCAUUGACCCCAGAAAGCGAAGCCCGUCGCCUCUGGUCUCACUACGAAUCCGCCACCAACGACCUCUCCCUCUCUCUCACCGAGCAACUCCGUCUCAUCCUGGCCCCGACUAUGGCUACCAAGCUCCGUGGUGACUUCCGCACCGGCAAACGACUCAACAUCAAGCGCAUCAUCCCGUACAUUGCCUCCCAGUACAAGCGCGACAAGAUCUGGAUGCGUCGUUCGAUUCCCUCCAAGCGCAAUUACCAGAUCAUGCUUGCCGUCGACGACAGCAAGUCAAUGCUAGAGAGCGGCAGUGGCCAGCUUGCCUUCGAGACCCUCGCUCUAGUCGCAAAGAGUCUAAGCAUGCUCGAAGCUGGCGACCUGUGCGUACUGGGUUUCGGCAGUGAAGACCACGUCCGCGUUGCCCACGAAUUCGGCAAGCCAUUCUCCUCCGAAGCCGGCUCACAAGUCUUCCAGCACUUCAGCUACCAGCAAACCGGCACAAAUGUGCGCAAGCUGAUCGCCGAUUCCAUUGCGCUCUUCCGUGAAGCAAAGUGGAAGCGUUCGCCUGGCUCUGGCUCUGCAGACCUUUGGCAACUCGAACUGAUUAUCUCUGAUGGUAUCUGUGAAGAUCACGAUACUAUUCGUCGUUUGGUGCGCCAGGCUCUCGAAGAGCGCAUCAUGAUCGUGUUCAUUAUCGUUGAUGCUGUCAAGGGUAGCUCCAUUCUGGAUCUUUCGCAGGCUAGCUUCCAGCCUGAUGCUGCUGGUGAGAUGAAGUUGCAGAUGAAGCGGUACUUGGAGCAUUUCCCCUUCCCUUACUAUCUUGUGGUUCGUGAUGUGAGAGAACUUCCUGCUGUUUUGGCGACUGCUCUGAAGCAGUGGUUUGCCGAGGUUGUUGAUGUGUCGUCGUAA
Penicillium argentinense is the source of this 14730-nucleotide messenger RNA. Its product is annotated as AAA family ATPase midasin. Gene Ontology annotation, cellular component: nucleus; preribosome, large subunit precursor. The coding region runs from base 1 to 14730 and encodes 4909 amino acids. Gene Ontology annotation, molecular function: ATP binding; ATP hydrolysis activity. Gene Ontology annotation, biological process: ribosomal large subunit assembly; rRNA processing. The transcript has a single exon. Lineage: Eukaryota; Fungi; Ascomycota; Eurotiomycetes; Eurotiales; Aspergillaceae. The record is from RefSeq and is a predicted model, not a curated record.